Molecule: messenger RNA, 1582 nt
Organism: Clarias gariepinus (North African catfish)
Lineage: Eukaryota; Metazoa; Chordata; Actinopteri; Siluriformes; Clariidae
Gene: ptpa
Product: protein phosphatase 2 phosphatase activator
Exons: 10
Coding region: 45-1013 (322 amino acids)
Biological process (GO): mitotic spindle organization
Cellular component (GO): nucleus; protein phosphatase type 2A complex; cytoplasm
Molecular function (GO): protein tyrosine phosphatase activator activity; peptidyl-prolyl cis-trans isomerase activity
Source: RefSeq, a predicted model, not a curated record
UGAAAAGUUGAGAGGUCAUGUUGUGAACGUUGCCAUCAGUAAACAUGGCGGAGACUGAGCAGCAGGCAGCCGCCUCUUCUGAAGAUGACGCACAUCCACGACCUGCCAGCUACAACUUCAUGGUGCCGAAGAAGGAGAUCAGCAUGGUGCCUGACAUGGGCAAAUGGAAAAUAUCUCAGGCGUACGCAGACUACAUGGGAUUCAUUCUGACUCUGAAUGAGGGAGUGAAGGGGAAGAAACUCACAUGUGAUUAUCCUGUCUCAGAGACUAUAAAAAAGUUGCUGUCUCUGCUGGGAACUUUAGACCGCUGGAUAGAUGAGACACCACCAGUGGACCAGCCGUCACGCUUUGGCAAUAAGGCUUACCGAACCUGGUACGGCAAGCUAGAGCAGGAUGCUGAGGCUCUGGUGUCUGCUGUUCUUCCUGAUCAGCUUGGUGCUGCCGCUCCGGAGAUUGCUGUGUACCUGAAGGAAGCAGUAGGCAACUCUACAAGGAUUGAUUAUGGCACAGGUCACGAAGCUGCCUUUGUAGCAUUCCUCUGCUGCCUUUGCAAAAUAGGAGCUCUGCGAGUGGAGGACCAACUAGCCAUCAUUUUCAAAGUCUUUGACAGGUAUCUGCAUGUGAUGCGGAAGCUGCAAAAGACGUACCGCAUGGAGCCAGCGGGGAGUCAGGGUGUGUGGGGGCUUGACGACUUUCAAUUUCUGCCCUUCCUAUGGGGCAGUUCACAGCUCAUAGAUCAUCCGACUCUGGAGCCGCGGCAUUUUGUGGAAGAGAAGGUGGUAAACGAGCAUCAUCAGGACUACAUGUUUCUCGAGUGCAUCAAAUUCAUCAAUGAGAUGAAAACGGGACCCUUUGCUGAACACUCGAACCAGCUUUGGAACAUCAGUGCCGUUGCCUCCUGGUCCAAAGUCAACCAGGGCCUUAUACGAAUGUACAAGGCUGAAUGUCUAGAGAAAUUUCCCGUUAUCCAGCACUUCAAGUUUGGCAGCCUGCUCUCCAUCCAGCCCGUCUAACUGUGAACAGCAGCGGGAAGAUCCAAUCCGAGAGCACAACCAAUUCUCAACCAAUUCAAGCACCACCCAAAUCAUCCAGACACCCCUCCAGUGUUCCAGUGUUUAUCCACUGCUUAAAUUAAUAAAUGUGACUCUAAUCAAACCCUAAUUCUAAAAGCAGUUCAACUCAACUGCUUCCUUUUAAAUUAUACCACAUACACAAUACUACAUUUCCUGUCCUAGGUCUGGCUCCAAAGAAAUGGAGAAAUAAGUAGAAAUAAGUAUAGUCCAUGGCGCCGUAAAUAGUAUCUAAACAAAAUUGCAGUAUCCAGAAUUGGUAUUUAUUUAUGAAUAUGUACAUAUGAACAGUAAAGUUUUGCCUGAACUGCUAAGUCUUGGGUUUUAUUUGGUGAACUAGAAAACCGAGAAAGUGUCAGUUUUUCCAUUUAGACUGUGCUGAUCCUUGUCAAGUUGAUGAUUUUAAUUAUUUUUUGUGUGUUUUAGAGAGACAGUUAAUAUUAAGCUGUUAAUGUACUAUUUUGUCAUUUUGUCACUAUAGAAUUAAUAAACCAUUAGCUGUUUUAGUCCUG